This is a messenger RNA of Fusarium coffeatum, 2220 nucleotides long. RefSeq lists its product as uncharacterized. The coding region runs from base 1 to 2220 and encodes 739 amino acids. Gene Ontology annotation, biological process: nuclear-transcribed mRNA catabolic process, nonsense-mediated decay. The record is from RefSeq and is a predicted model, not a curated record. Gene Ontology annotation, cellular component: telomerase holoenzyme complex. NCBI's taxonomy places the organism in Eukaryota, Fungi, Ascomycota, Sordariomycetes, Hypocreales, Nectriaceae. Gene Ontology annotation, molecular function: telomerase RNA binding; telomeric repeat DNA binding; protein binding. The transcript is spliced from 3 exons.
AUGGCGGACAUCACAAACAAAUGGGUUCGUCAUCUCAGAACGCAAGAUCGACAUGAUAAGGACAAAGACAGGGACCGAGCAGAGCCUCAGUCCUUUAUCUGCGAUAUUUGUGGCAAUGAAUCCAAGUCGAUAGAAGCAUGGCGCGAACACGCUCAAAUCGACCCUGAGCACCGUGAUAAGUGGCCAACACCGCAAGCAGCGGAACAAUACGUUAAAGGUAGUUCCAAUAGACCCAACAGUCAAGACUCCAGUAGUAAGAAACGCCGGGCAGACGCAAAUAUUGGAACCACAGAGGAUCAACCUCCUUCAGGGACAACGGCCGAUGAGUCUGACAGUCACCGGGAUAAGCGCUGCUCACCUCCGCCUGCACCUCCGGCCACCAGUAGCCCGCAGACCGGUGUUAGCCGCAGCCGCGCCCGCAAUGACCCCCGGAGCGAGUUCGAGCGACGGCCCCACAAUACUUCAGGUCGACAGCUCUGGUCCGAAGACAAUCAGUUAAAGUCAAUUGGCAAGGGGCGUGCCGUCUCUUUAAGCUCGCCCCGGCAAGGGCCUCCUUCCAAGUCUAAUAGAACCCCUCAACCUACCACGAGACCUUCCCAUCCCACAGAGCCUUCUCAACCUGCCACAGGUCCCUCUCAACCUCCAACCGGCGAUGAUGAGUCUUCCCCCAGAAUGAUGCGCCAACCGGAGACAAGGCCAAUCUCCCAAGACCAACUCGUCGCAGAGGUUAAGGGCAUAUAUGCUGGGCUAGUCAUGGUCGAGACCAAAUGCAUCGAAGUUGAUAAUGCGCAAUCAUCCAAUACCGAUGCCAACUCAAAGCUCAACAAUGAACAAUGGCAGGCAUUAAUUGCAUUACACCGGACACUGCUUCACGAACAUCACGACUUCUUUCUCGCCAGUCAACAUCCUUCUGCCAGUCCCGCAUUGCGCAGGUUGGCCUCUAAGUAUGCCAUGCCUGCCCGUAUGUGGCGACACGGCAUUCAUUCGUUCCUUGAGCUCUUGAGACAUCGAUUGCCAGCGUCUCUCGAGCAUAUGCUUACGUUCUUGUACCUGGCAUACAGCAUGAUGGCCUUGCUGUAUGAAACGGUCCCUGCUUUCGAAGAUACAUGGAUUGAGUGCCUCGGUGACCUUGGCCGAUAUCGCAUGGCCAUCGAGGAUGACGACAUUCGUGACCGUGAGGUAUGGACUGGUGUAAGUCGCCAUUGGUAUAGCAAAGCGUCAGACAAGAGCCCCACAACAGGUAGACUCUACCAUCAUCUGGCUAUCUUGGCGCGACCCAAUGCACUUCAACAGCUAUACUACUAUACGAAAUCGCUGUGUGUCCCUAUUCCGUUUUCGAGCGCUCGGGAAAGUAUCAUGACGUUGUUUGAUCCUCUUCUGAACAGCAGCACGACCCGUCUUUCUCAAACUGAUGCUUCUUUCGUUCGCGCUCAUGGCAUUCUAUUUUCUGGCAAGUCUAAGGAACAGCUUCCGGAGUCUAUGAAAAGUUUCAAUGAUGGAUUGGACGGCCAUAUCGCUCGGUCCACCAAGAGAUGGUUGGAAGCAGGGUACCACACUGGCAUUGCUAUGACUUGUUCACUUCUCGGCUAUGGUGCCGAGUCUAAUGUUCUCAUGCGUGCCAUAUCUAAGAAGCCUGAGGAAACUGACGUUCCCAUGGAUGGAAGCGCGAUCCCCGAAGCCACUCCGGACGAGACUUUUAACCUUGCUUUGACCUUUGCCAUUGACACAAUCGAGAUUGUACUUCGUCGAUGGGGGGAUACCAAUACUUGGCCGUUCUUGCAUACCAUCAUGGUAUUCAUGAAUUACAUGACUCGAUAUCCAGCGGCUAUCUCGCAUUUGGAAGAGAAAUAUCCUUGGAAGCUUACUUCUCUGAUGCUUAACUCACUACUAGGCUCUUGCGAGCCUGGAAAAGAGGUAAAAAGUCAGUUCCACCCAUGGGAAGAGGACCAACACCCACGCCCGCUGCCAGAAGAUUUUGCCUUGCGGGGUUUGCUUCAUUCCGAGGACUACUUCCCCAAUGACUGGUUCCAGAACGACAAGAUCGACGAGGACGAGAAGUAUUUUGAGUUGCCAUCCAUGUCGGAAAAGCGCAAGGAUCGAAUUCUAUCUCUGGGUUCCAAGAUUGCUACUUCAGGCAGCUGGUUGAUCUGGAACGAGGACACCUGCAAGUUUACGGUCCCAGACAAAUAUGACGUUCAACUGGACAACAUCCCUGCGUGA